This is a messenger RNA of Eufriesea mexicana, 2371 nucleotides long. Its product is annotated as headcase protein. Bases 74 to 1480 code for a protein of 468 amino acids. The record is from RefSeq and is a predicted model, not a curated record. The transcript is spliced from 5 exons. NCBI's taxonomy places the organism in Eukaryota, Metazoa, Arthropoda, Insecta, Hymenoptera, Apidae.
CACGGUGAACGAAUUCUACGGAAGGGGGCGCAGCGUGAGGGCGGGUUUAACACCGAUCCGCGAGGAGGAAGUGAUGGCACCGCGGCGUCACGCGAACGGCCACGCUGGUGUACUGAUGGAAAACGGCGGUGGAGGAGCCGGUGGCGGAGGUAUAAACGACAUGAUGGAGAACAACCUGCUAACACAGAAUCAGACGACCCGUUGCUGCACGCCUACCGGUGAAUGCCUACGGGGUGAUACUUUGAUUCGCUUGAAUACUCUACACGACACGGUGAAGGUGACGUGCAACAACGACAAUUGCCCGGUCGGUCAGUUCAUGCAUCGCGAGUGCUUCGACGCCUGGGAACAGACGGUGCUGACUUAUCUGAAGAGUUGCGGACGCGCCCGUAGCUGGUCCGAGCGGCAGCGCCAUCAGAACCUAUGGACGAAAAAGGGUUACGAUCUGGCGUUUAAAGCGUGCGGCUGUCGCUGCGGUCGCGGACACCUGAAGAAAGAUCUGGACUGGAUGCCACCGGGGGCGGGGAACGCGACCGGUAACCGACAGGACGAGAACGAGGCGAAGAAAAAGAAACGACGCAAUCGUCAGAAUACGAGGCCUACGUUGGCCGUUUCGGCCGGACCUCCGAGCCACGGCAAUCACGUUUCGACCAACGGUCGCGGUACCACCGAGGCGCAGUUGAUCGAAUCCGGUCGUGGAAGGGCUGGUUCGCUCUCGUCCAGCACCGGUUCCAGCUCACCACCGGCCACCAGCGAGCCCAGCGUUAGCCCUCUUCAUCAGCCGCAGGUCAUCAUGAAGAAGAAGAGCAAGGUUGAUUUCUUCAGCGAUCGAGCUCGGCAAAGCUGCGGUGCCAAUGGGAUCUUCUCUCGCCGUCUGGACUUCAGCGCCUUCAACAGCCUGCCCCGGACCAAACUGAACUCCUAUCACAUCAAGAUGGAAGACGAGGGCAAUCAUGGCAACGACGACACCAGAUGCUUCAUCCUGUCGACGCUGGCCGCGCUGCAGUGGUCCAGAGUAUCCUGUGUCCUUUGCCGAGCACCCAUGCUCGUUUUCGACAGGUAUCCUCUGGUGGACGGCACCUUCUUCCUGUCACCGAGACAACACUCGUCCGCCUGUGCCGAGGUUAAGGUGGAAGGUCGCACGCAAUUCUUGUCCGCGGUGUGCAUGAGUUGCCUGGAAGGCAGCGGUGGGCAGCCCGUGCGUUGUCGUUGCUGUACUCAGACGUGGGACGGGUCUAGCUUAGUCCUUGGCACGAUGUACAGCUACGAUAUCUUUGCUGCCAUGCCCUGUUGCACCGAGCGACUCAAGUGCAACAGCUGCCAGAAGCCCCUGAUCUAUCCGCACCAGCGGCUGAACUUCUACUCGGACUACAGCCGCGUAUUCGCGUGCCCGCAUUGCCGAGCCGUGGACGCCCACUUCGUGAAACCGCUCUCAGUCUGCUUCACUCGCGAGCAGUUUCAGCUUUAUAGCCAGUGGCCGUAACCAUUAGGGAACUUAGCUAACCGGCGUCUAAGCACCGCGACUGACCCGUGUCCCCUCUUCUUCGACCCACUGAUCUCCCUGCUCCGGGCGACCUUGCUCUAGAUCCUCCGACACUCGUCGCAUCGUUUUCGUUCUUUCUCGCGACCGAUCACCAUCGCUGGGAAGACGAACAACGAGGAAGCAGAGGAAGAAGAAGGAACGCGAAAACGAACGGAAGAGGGUAGCGAAAAGCGCGCGAAAAAUCUCCGCCCUGACACUCCGCCUCGCCGCUCGGCCUCAUCCAUCCCGGGAAACACCAGUUUUGUUUUCUAUACAGACGAUCGACCAUUUCUUUCUGUUUUUAGUUCAUCCUUCUUCGAGCAUCUCGUCCAGUCGCGUCUUCCGGUCAUCGGGGUAGCAGCAGUCUAUUACGUUGAACACCGCGUUUUUAGAUCACGAGAGGAGGAUCGACGAAGAUCUAUGGAUGAUUUUUCAUGUUCGUGCUCCCCGAUGUCGGAACCUGGUAUCUGGCUUAGAUGCUUGUGGUUAUUAGCAAAGUCGACGAAGAAGCUUUUGUCCUGUCACACAGCGACCAAGGUCUCGGAUCUUGCCGAAACGAUCGAUGAUCCGGGAUCGAGCGGCAGGCGGAAGUGUCUCGGGGUCCCGGCGAGCUCCCGUAGCAGCGAUAACGUUUAAGGUUUUUCUUUUUCAAUGUCGAUAGUAGGGUUUAUCUAUGUUAAUUCAACGCGAGGGACGAUGAGCCGCGACGAGUCUAUACGAUCUAACGAUCGACACGUGGCAAUCGACGUAUCUCGACGGCGUAUCGAUUGAUUCGACGGAGCUUAAAAGGUCUUGGCACAGGAAUUCGAGCUAAGAAUCAUCGUCAGUAUUAUCGGUAAGGAUAAAUUCCCC